AUGAGCCCCUCCAGCAGCAGCCCCGGCGGCAGCGGCGCCACCAGCAAAAAGUACCGCGACACCAGCCCCUCGGAGCGGCCGGGCAGCCACGACGGCCCAAGCAGCGCGGCGAACGCGGGCGAGUCGCUGAUGGGCCACGCGGAGAAGCGGCGGCGCUGGACCGAGGACGAGGAGGGCGGGCGGCGGCGGACGGCGUGGUGGGACACGGUCGAGGCGUUUGAGCGGUGCCGCUGGAUCAUUGACGUGAUCCUGCUGCUCUUCAUCAUCGGCCUGCUAAUGGAGCGGCGGGCCAAGAGCUACGGCUUCUGCGAGUACGAGGGCAACGGGGACAUAACGGGGUUUGCGCCCAAGAUCGCGCAACAGAUAAAAACAUUUGUUCCCGACUUUGGCUUCGCGCCCGAGAACGCGUCCGAGUUCUUUACCGACGCGGUGCAGCAAAAGUGGCUGGACAUGGUCCCCAGGGGCCUCGGCUACGUAAAGGUCAACGAGCCGUCGCAGUACAACAACCUGCCGCGGCCGCUACUCGACUACAACGGCACCACCGUCUUCACAUCGUCGGUGACGCACCAGCUGCACUGCCUGCACUCCAUCGUCAACGCCUUUUCCGCAAACGCCGUCGGCGACGACAGCAAGCUGCCUGAGGGCCACGGCUGGCACCUCAACCACUGCUUCGAGUACCUGCGCCAAAACAUUCUCUGCUGCGGCGACACGGCGCUCGAGGGCGAGGCAACCACCUUCCCGUCCGGCGAGACGGGCAGCGACGGCUGGGACGCCAAACACGUGUGCAAGAACUACGACCAGGUCAAGGCGUACCUGGACGAGAACAGGGUCGAUGACGAGUUGUGGAUAUGA
Molecule: messenger RNA, 852 nt
Organism: Gaeumannomyces tritici R3-111a-1
Lineage: Eukaryota; Fungi; Ascomycota; Sordariomycetes; Magnaporthales; Magnaporthaceae
Exons: 3
Coding region: 1-852 (283 amino acids)
Biological process (GO): mycotoxin biosynthetic process
Source: RefSeq, a predicted model, not a curated record